UCUAAUUACUGAAGGAAGAGGAAUACAGCUGCUGUAGCUCCUAUAUGCAUUUUGCAUUAAUAUUUUCCGCAUGUUUUGAAAGCAAUUAAAACGUGUUGCUUAAUUGGAUUAGCCCACCUGAGAGCCCCGACUGGAGAGAACAGAUAGAGAUCCUCUCCUCUCCAGCAGCAUCAGUGGACCAUGGACAGCGAGGGUAGAAAAGUUGUUGUCUGUGACAAUGGCACAGGGUUUGUCAAGUGUGGCUUUGCUGGCUCCAACUUCCCAGAGCAUAUCUUCCCUGCCUUGGUGGGUCGGCCCAUCAUCCGGUCAAACACCAAAGUCGGAAACAUCGAGAUUAAGGACCUGAUGGUGGGUGAUGAGGCCAGUGAGUGUCGCUCCAUGCUAGAGGUGUCCUACCCCAUGGACAACGGCAUGGUGCGCUCCUGGGAAGACAUGCUCCAUCUGUGGGACCACACCUUUGGCCCCGAGCGCCUCGACAUCAGUCCCCCAGACUGCAAGGUGCUGCUGACGGAACCGCCCAUGAACCCCACUAAGAACCGUGAGAAGAUCGCUGAGGUCAUGUUUGAGACCUACCAGUUCCACGGCAUCUACGUCGCCAUCCAGGCCGUGCUCACACUCUAUGCCCAGGGUUUGUUGACAGGCGUGGUUGUGGAUUCGGGGGACGGGGUGACCCAUAUAUGUCCUGUGUAUGAGGGCUACUCUCUACCCCACCUCACACGCAGGCUGGACAUCGCAGGACGUGACAUCACGCGCUACCUCAUCAAGUUGCUGUUGCUGCGUGGCUAUGCCUUCAACCACUCGGCUGACUUUGAGACGGUCCGCAUGCUGAAGGAGAAGCUGUGCUACGUGGGAUACAACAUCGAGCAGGAGCAGAGACUGGCUACAGAGACCACCGUGCUGGUGGAGUCAUACAUGCUACCUGACGGUCGUCAGGUGAUGGUGGGAGGGGAGCGGUUCGGAGCCCCAGAGGCCCUCUUCCAGCCCCACCUCAUCAACGUAGAGGGAGCAGGCGUGGCUGAACUGCUGUUCAACACCAUCCAGGCUGCUGACAUAGAUCUCAGGUCUGACUUGUACAAGCACAUUGUUCUGUCAGGAGGCACCACCAUGUACCCCGGCCUUCCCUCCAGACUGGAGAGAGAGAUCAAACAGCUGUACCUGGAGAAGGUGCUGCAGGGGGACACUGAGAAACUCUCUAAGUUUAAGAUCCGCAUUGAGGACCCCCCAAGCCGUAAACACAUGGUGUUCAUGGGUGGAGCGGUGCUGGCCAACAUCAUGAAGGACAAGGAGUCCUUCUGGCUGAGCCGGGCUGACUACCUGGAGAAAGGCCUGAGAGUUCUGGACAAACUGGGGUGUGGUGUGAGGUAGAGGUGAAAUAGAGGUGGUUAGCUAGGAUCACACAUGCGCACACACACACACACACAGAGAUAAAGUCUGGGGGUGCUGGACAAUCUGGGGCGCAGCAAUAGAUAGAAGUCUGGGAGUCCUGGGUCGUAUUCACUAAACUCUAAAAAAUGAUGGGCUAGGACUCCCGAGUGGCGCAGCGAUCUAAGGGGUCACUACAGACCUGGAUUUGAUCCCAGGCUGUGUCACAGC
This is a messenger RNA of Coregonus clupeaformis (lake whitefish), 1593 nucleotides long. Its product is annotated as actin-related protein 2-like. The record is from RefSeq and is a predicted model, not a curated record. The transcript is spliced from 9 exons. Bases 181 to 1365 code for a protein of 394 amino acids. Gene Ontology annotation, molecular function: actin filament binding. Gene Ontology annotation, cellular component: Arp2/3 protein complex; actin cortical patch. Gene Ontology annotation, biological process: Arp2/3 complex-mediated actin nucleation. NCBI's taxonomy places the organism in Eukaryota, Metazoa, Chordata, Actinopteri, Salmoniformes, Salmonidae.